This is a messenger RNA of Kickxella alabastrina, 1215 nucleotides long. Its product is annotated as WD40-repeat-containing domain protein. Gene Ontology annotation, cellular component: ESC/E(Z) complex. The record is from RefSeq and is a predicted model, not a curated record. Bases 1 to 1215 code for a protein of 404 amino acids. Gene Ontology annotation, molecular function: nucleosome binding; protein binding. NCBI's taxonomy places the organism in Eukaryota, Fungi, Kickxellomycota, Kickxellomycetes, Kickxellales, Kickxellaceae. The transcript is spliced from 3 exons. Gene Ontology annotation, biological process: negative regulation of transcription by RNA polymerase II.
AUGACAACCACACUUGAAACGAUAAGCCCGGCAAACCCGCGCAUGCGGCUGACCAGCCCCGAGGUACCUGGAACACUAGGCGAGGAAAGCUCACCCCUGACACAGGAACACAUAUUCACCAACCUGCGGCUGCGCAGAAUUGUGCGCGAAAACCACAACAACACAGUCGCCCAGCUAUCGCUCAUGUACUACCGGCCGUGCGAUCUGGGGCUCAACGGCCACGGAACCGGCGGCAUGCCCGCAUACGAGCGGUCCUUUGACAAGCGAGGCGGCGCCAUUCGCGACGCCAACGAUAAUAGCAAUCUUUUGGGAACAGUUGGGCACAUGCAGGCGAACAUCUAUGAUAACGAGAACUGCGGUGACCAUCUAGAUAUCAUGUCGCAUUAUCAAUUGGCGCCAGGAGCCACUACGUCGCUGCGUACGUGUUGCUGGGUGCGGUCACCAGGCGACGCUCUGUUUGCCAUUGCCGGUGAUGACACUUUGGUGCAUAUUAUUAGCUUGGCAUGGAACCGCGAAAUCCGUGUUUUGCGCGGUCACGUUGCAGCUAUUGUUGAUCUGCAGCCUCACCCGACCGACAACAGGCUUCUGGCAUCGGUUGGAAGCGACCAGACCGUGCGCAUCUGGUCGUUCAAACGGGCGACGUAUUUCCACCCGGAUGGAACUCACUUAUUCACAGGCACGGCCUCGGGAGAGGUGUAUCGGUGGUCGAUCCCCGAUUUAAAUGGAAAAUACAAUGGACCGCUCACAUUUACAAUAGAUGACAGCUCUCUGGUUAUGCCUGGGAAAAAAUAUGCCGGAUCAGCCAUCGACUGCAUACGGUUUGCAAAGUCCAACUUGGUGGUUAAGAAUACCUCCGGCCGCAUAGAUUACUGGGACCUGGACUCGCUCUCGCUAAUAAGGGGAUUCAACGUGCGACACCACGGAAUUAUCAUCUCGCGCUUUGACGUGAGCUAUGACGACGAGUAUCUGUGCGUUGGCAACAGCAGGGGGAAGGUCUAUGUAUAUGGACUAGACAGCGGAAGGAUCGUGAGCCACUUGGCGCACAAGCGAUCGGUGCGCCCGGUCACAUGCUGCUUGUUUUCGCGCGACUGUCGCAGUGUGAUCUACGCGGGCGAGGGUGGCUUCUUGUGGCGAUAUGACUAUGUUGACGACGAGACGCUCGCAGAGUGGGAGAAGCCCGAUGAGAGCGCGUCUGACGACAGCUCCAUGGAGUAG